Molecule: messenger RNA, 597 nt
Organism: Auanema sp. JU1783
Lineage: Eukaryota; Metazoa; Nematoda; Chromadorea; Rhabditida; Rhabditidae
Source: the annotation of a GenBank genome assembly
AUGGGUAAGGCUUGUGGUUUCAAAUGGAUACUAUUGUUAUUCUUUACUUUUAUUUUCAUAGAUGGUUCAGCUUCCAUAGCCAAAGUAAGUAUCAACGAAACUGAACUCUCUCAGUGCGUUUCUCUAAACCCGUUUCAGUACAAAUGCGAUCCACCUGAAAUUAGUUUAGAGACCCAACAAGCCUCAUCUUGUCAACCAGACAAUUCGGUGAUAGUGGUCUGCGAAACAGUUCCUGGGUUAUCGUGUAUCGGACAGUUAAAUGGAACCCAAAUAUUCACUCGAAAAAUUCCUAACUCGUGUUUUUAUGAUGCUCAUGUACCACAUUCUACUGCGCUUUUACUCUCAAUUUUCUUAGGAUUCUUUGGACUUGAUCGCAUCUAUUUAGGAUAUUAUGCCAUCGGAUUAUUCAAAAUGUUUUCGUUAGGAGGGUUAUUCAUUAUAUGGAUCACAGAUGUUGUUCUUAUUGCUCUGCAAAUUCUCCUACCUUCGGAUGGAACAAAUUAUUAUAUGCCAUAUUAUGGACCUCGGUCUAUCCCUGUUCGAUUUGAUGCUCAUUCAACUAACUAUUCAAUAUACUCUUGUGCAGAUUGUCCCUAA